GACAUGUUGUUUUUUUAUAAACAAGACCAUGAUUAUUAUAGGUCGACGACCAGUGUAUAUAUGUCUGCCAUCUCUGCUCUCAGCUCCCAAGAGCCAACUUCUCUGUGAGAACAAGAAAAAUAGCCUUCCAAGCUCCAGCCACUUCAAUCCUUCCUCGGCAAGGUGAACCGCAGAUGGAGGCGGCCGUCGGCGCGGCGAGCUCGCUCCUCGGCAAGGUGCUCACGAAGCUGUCCGAGGGCCUGGUGGCCGCGUAUGUCGACAGCCUCGACCUCGGCCACAACUCCGAGCAGAUCCAAACCAAGCUGAUGCACACACAAGGGCUGCUGCAACUGGCCGAGGGGAGGGACGCGAGCAACGUCACUGCCCUGCCGGCCUUGUUGGAGAAGCUGAGCAACAAGGCCGACGAGGCGGAGGACUUGCUGGAUGAGCUCCACUACUUCAAGAUCCAGGACCAGCUCGACGGUACCAACUAUGCCGCGCCGGAUCUCGGCGAUGGCCUCCGCGGCCAUGCUCGCCAUGCUCGCCAUGCUGCUCGCCACACCGUCGGUAACUGGUUUCCAUGCUUUUCUUGCUCGCGCGCGCAAGAUGAUGAUUCUGCUGCUCCUGCUGCUGUUUCCAAUAGCCCACACCCACACCACUAUGCAACCAACUCUGCCACUGCUAGUGCCGAUGAUGGUGGCCAUGUCGAUAAGUUACAUUUCGACAGAGUCACCAUGUCCAUCAAAAUAAAGUCAGUGAUAGAGGAAAUACACUCCCUAUGUGAUCCUGUCUCUGACUUGCUCAGUAAAAUCCCAAGCAGCAGCACACCUGUCACCCAAAAGCGGCCUCAGAUAGGGUCCACAAUUAUACAAGAUACACUGCACGGGAGGACAGACAUUUUUGAGAAAAUUGUUGAUGAUAUCACAAGUGGCACACAUCACGGUCAAACUGUUUCUGUUCUUCCAAUAGUUGGCCCAGGGGGUAUUGGAAAGACAACUUUCACCCAACACCUGUAUAAUGAUAGUAGGACCCAAGAGCACUUUGCUGUUAUGGUUUGGGUGUGUGUAUCGACUGAUUUUGAUGUGUUGAAGCUCACCCAGCAGAUCCAUAACUGCAUACCUGAAAAUGAAACUGCAAGUGAAACAACCAAUCUAGACCAGCUUCAGAAAUCCAUUGCACAGAGACUUAAGUCCAAAAGGUUCUUAAUUGUCUUGGAUGAUAUAUGGAAAUGCAAUAGUGAGGACGAGUGGAAAACCCUGCUAGCCCCAUUCACAAAGGGGGAAGCAAAAGGCAGCAUGGUACUUGUCACAACUCGAUUCCCAAAACUAGCAGGAAUGAUGAAAACAAUUAAUCCAGUAGAGCUGCAAGGCUUGGAGUCUAAUGACUUUUUCACAUUCUUUGAAUCAUGCAUAUUUGGUGAACAUAAGCCUAGGGAUUAUGAAGAUGAGUUAGGUGGUAUUGCAAGAGAUAUUGCAAGAAAGUUAAAAGGCUCGCCACUAGCAGCAAAGACAGUUGGUCGACUAUUGAAGAAAAACCUUUCCCGGGAACAUUGGAAUGGAGUUCUUCACAAUCAUGAGUGGGAAAACCAGAAAAAUGAUGAUGACAUUAUACCAUCUUUGAAAAUUAGCUACCAUUACCUUCCUUUCCAUCUGAAAAAAUGCUUCUCAUACUGUACCCUUUAUCCUGAAGAUUAUAGGUUUAGCGAUUCAGAAAUUAAUCGUUUUUGGAUUGCAAUAGGCAUCAUAGACUCGAGCCGCCCAGGUGAUAAGAGUUACAUGGAAGAUCUGGUGGGAAAUGGUUUUCUCAUGAAGGAGGUUUCCAAAUAUCAUCCUUUUCGUGAAUACUAUGUAAUGCAUGAUUUAAUGCAUGAGCUAUCUCGGAGUGUUUCUGCACAAGAAUGCCUCAAUAUAAGUGAUCUGGAUUUUAGAGCUGAGGCCAUCCCACAAUCUAUUCGGCACAUAUCCAUCACCAUAGAGAAUAGAUAUGAUGAAAAAUUUAGGGAAGAAAUGGGUAAACUAAAGGGAAGGAUAGACAUUGUAAAUCUACGGACAUUGAUGAUUUUUAGAGAAUAUGAAGAAGGAAUCAUUGAGAUCUUAAAAGAUACAUUUAUGGAAACAAAAGGCUUGCGUGUCCUAUUUAUAGCAGUGAAGUCCCUUGAAUCUCUACCACAAAGGUUUUCAAAACUUAUCCAUCUCCAGUACCUCCAAAUUGGAUCACCCUAUCGCACAAAAAUGACUUUACCUAGCACACUAUCCAGAUUUUAUCACUUGAAAUUCUUGGACCUAAUUAGUUGGCAUGGUAGUUCUAACUUGCCUAAAGACAUUGGUCGUCUUGUGAAUUUACGCGAUUUCUUCGCUAGAAAAGAACUCCACUCCAAUGUUCCUGAGGCUGGAAAGAUGAAGUAUCUGCGGGAGCUAAAAGAAUUCCAUGUGAAGAAAGAAAGUGUUGGAUUUGAUUUAAGAGAGUUGGGGGAAUUGAGAGAGCUUGGGGGAGCACUCAGUAUACAUAAUCUUGAAAAUGUGGCAACCAAGGAAGAAGCUAGUAGCGCCAAAUUGGUGUUGAAAAGUUAUUUGAAAGAGUUGACAUUUGUUUGGGGCAGAGAGCAUCCGACUGAUACAGAUGCUGAUAUUCUUGAUGCUCUUCAACCACACUCUAACCUUACAGCACUUGGCAUUAUAAAUCAUGGUGGUACCACCUGUCCUAGUUGGUUGUGUCCUGACACACGGGUGAACAAUUUAGAGACUCUCCAUUUACAUGGUGUGUCUUGGGGAAUCCUUCCACCUUUUGGGCAGCUACCAUAUCUCAGGGAACUCAGCUUGAAGAGCAUUUCUGGACUGCGUCAGUUUGGUCCUGACUAUGGUGGUGUUAGAGGCAAAUGUCUUGUGCGGUUGAAGAAAGUUUUGUUUCAUGACUUGUCUGAUCUUGUCCAGUGGGUUGUGGAACCUAAUUGCCCUAUGUUUUCUAGUCUUGAAGGCAUCGAUUGCAGAAAUUGUCCCAGUCUAUGCGUAAUGCCCUUCUCAGAGUGGUCUUGUACCAAUUUGUGCGGGCUUCUCAUUGAUGGUUGCCCCAAGUUGUGUCUGCCCCCCAUGCCUCACACCUCCACCCUAACAGAUUUUUCUAUUGAAAAUGGCCCGGAAAUGUUUUCUUACCAUCAAAAUGCAUUUGUAAUGGUUGUUGGCAAGUCCUUUCCGAAAAGAAUGGUUGUUAGCAAGUAUGCCGGUGCUUUGGCCUUCCACAAUCUGGGUGAAGUAGAGGAUAUGAGUAUUGAAGAUGUAUCACACAUUUCGUGGACAGACCUCGAAAAGCUCAAAUCCUUGAGAAAACUAGUUGUCGGAAGGUGCAACAGCAUGUUGUGCGGAGAACUGGAUGGCAGUGUUGUCUUCCACAACAUGGAUAAAGUUGAGAGUCUCUGUGUAAAUGUGUCUCAUCUUACCGGGAAAUUGCUGUCAAAAGUGUUCAAUAGUUGCCCAGCCCUUGCUGAAUUGGAGAUAAAUUCUCGAGAUGAAUACCAGGAGGAAAGAGUAAUACAGUUUCCAUCGUCCAGCUCACUGCAAGCACUUAACUUCAGCUUCUUGAAGGGCCUGGUUCUUCUGCCUGCGGAGGAUGCAGGGGGACUCCAGGACACCACGUCGCUCCAGUCAUUAAAUAUAAGUGGUUGCUAUAGGUUGUUCUCUCGGUGGCCCAUGGGAGAAGCAGGAGGAGCUCCGAUGGCCAACCCUUUCCCUGCUUCCCUCAGAAAGCUUGAUAUUUCGGGAGAGUCAGGCAUGCGGUCAAUGGCUCUGCUCUCAAACCUCACGUCUCUCACCCAUCUAAGUCUAAUAGGCUGCAAGGAUUUAACUGCGGAUGGGUUCAAUCCUCUCAUCACAGUCAACCUCAAGGAAUUGGAGGUACGGAACCUGAGCGGCAACUCUGUGGCAGUGGAUCUGCUGUCAGAGGUGGCAAGGACCAAAACAAUGCAAGAGGGUUCCUUCCAGUUGGAGAAACUGGACGUCGAUAGCAUCUCGGCGGUGCUUGUUGCUCCCAUUUGCAGCCGCCUCUCCGCCACCCUCCAUACGUUAGAAUUCUAUGAUGAUAUGCGGGCAAAAGGCUUCACGGAAGAGCAAGCGAAUGCACUCCAGCUCCUCACCUCCCUCCGGAUACUAGGAUUUAAUCGUUGCAUGGUUCUGCAGUGCCUCCCUCAAGGAUUACGUCACCUUUCGUCUCUCGAAACAUUAAAGGUCAGUAGUUGUCCUCAACUCCGAUUACUGCCAGAGGAGGGCUUCCCCACUUCGCUGAGGAAUCUAAGUCUAGGGAAUGUCAGCGCGGAUCAAAAAGAGCAAGCUGAGGAAUUGAAAGGAACAUACCCAAAUUUAAUAGUACUUUCUUAAUCAGCCCAAGGCCUAGGGCGUGAGUACCAUCUCCGCUGUACACCAAUCUUCCACAGAGAACUAAGGCUGCCUGGGUCUGGCCCAGUUCGCCUAGGGCCUGGCCCAUUCCUGGGCGUGAGUAUCAUAUGUACAUAGCUUCGCAAAUCUCAUGGGCUGCCGGGCACCAUUGCUCUGCAUAUGCACGCCAAUCUGCCAGAGGCGUGGUAGCUUUUGUUCCACGCAUACUUUUGAAAUGGUGUAUUACAGCGUUCAUGUGCUGCAGCUGCAUGGUAAAUACUAAAUAUAAAGACUAAGGCGACAACUGAUGGACCUAUAGAUGAAUAUGUCCAUUUUUUAACACAAUCUCAUCAGGACAGGAAGCAGGCUUGUGAAUAAUUGGACCUUUUUUUUUAAUAAAUCAGAUCGAUGCUGCAAAUUUGCCUCUAGUCUUGUUAUUAUGGAAUUACAUCCAGUGUGCUUGCCAAUUUGGAUUGAAAAGUACCUACAAAAAGAAGAAAACUCACCCUUUUUCUGUCUUUCAAGUAAGCGACAAUACAAACUAAAGGUGUAGGAUCCGGCUUAUUUAUCCGAUUCCUGUGAAGGAUCAACUGUAUGAACAUUCUGAAGCUGCUGAUACUUUGCCAUGAUAAUUCACAACAAUCAAUGGUACAUAUAUCUAGUAUUUCUUUAUUCACAAAUAUAGCCACCCUUUAGUUCUUAUGCAACUUCCCUUUUUGUACGGAAUGAUACAGAAAUUUGAAGAUGCUCCUAAACUAUUUUGUGCUGUUGUAGAGAAGUUUUAAGACACUCCUAAACUAUUCUGGACUGUUCAGUCCUUUUGAUCCGACAGUUUAGAUUAAACAUGGUGACUAGGAGGUAAUAGGUCGCCCAUAACUCUUAUUGUUGGUUUAGUGCAACAAUGUUUGUUUAGCCUUUUCUGAACUGCUUAAUGCUAAAACACAUUUCAUACGGUAUCAGUGUUUUGUGAUUCUUGGUUCAUGGACUUAAUCAAUGUGUCCUACCAGUACCAUCAGGUUUAUGUUCCGGCAAAGUACUGAUCCUGUGGUAACCAACUGCCAUCUGGUAGGGAUUGCAUAUAAUUUUCACGGGUAUCCUUCACAGUUUUAGAACAAUUACAACCAACAGUGAAUCUCGCCGUUGGCAUUCAGGACAUAGCUCUUCUAUCCAAACAAUAACAGUAAAUGAAACAUUUGCCCUAACAUUUUAAGUGAGCCGGGCCAGUGAAUUCUGCAGUGACCAUUUAAAAGAUCCUAGGUUCAAAUCAGCCUCUUUGCACAGAAACAAAAAGAGUUAAGGAAAAGGCUGUUCAGAAAUUCCCUUCCUCAUACCCUACAUUGUGUGGGAGCUUUCAGCAUUGGGUACGCCCUUACUAAAGCUCAAAAGUGACAACGUGUCGUGCAUCAGAAGUGGUGUUCCUCUAAAUUUUCUCCAUGUUUACGAACCCAUACCCCAAGCGUGUUUUGAAGUUCAGCUUCCGGGCGAAAGUGUCGCACCUAGAUGAGAUCAGAUGGAAACCGCCAAUGGUUGCUACUCUCUGUCGAGCACUCACUUCAUUCAGUUUGUUGGUAGAAUUAAGCUCUGUCUUCCUUGAGCUGAUCUGGCAUGCCACCACAAAUGUUGCAUGAUUUAAGCUCUCAAGUCAAAACCUAAGAAAGUUCCAUGCAAGCGGUCCGGGAAUUAAUUACUGCAAAGACUCCACAAGUUUGCUCCAUCCAGGGCUUGUGUCUCACAGAUUAAUCCUUUGUUUUUUUCGUUGUCCUCAAGCCUAACUAAUAUGUAUCUCUAGUAUAAGUAUCCCCACAUGUUCCUUCUGAAGAUGAAUGAGAAUUCUGAAUUUGAGUUUGUA
Molecule: messenger RNA, 6192 nt
Organism: Hordeum vulgare subsp. vulgare (domesticated barley)
Lineage: Eukaryota; Viridiplantae; Streptophyta; Magnoliopsida; Poales; Poaceae
Product: putative disease resistance protein RGA3
Exons: 8
Coding region: 174-4346 (1390 amino acids)
Biological process (GO): defense response to other organism
Molecular function (GO): ADP binding
Source: RefSeq, a predicted model, not a curated record